AAAAAAAACAAAGAAUUAAGGGCAAAAACCCCCUGGUGGCGGCCGCUGUCAGUCUGCCUUUGGAGCAAGAUCGGGAGACAUGCCGAGCCGUAACUCUUGCCUCGGCUGGCUGGGGAGGCACUACACCCCUCCCCCUCCCUUCCGUUCGGUCGCCUUCGCCUUUGUAAUAUAAACGGAGGAAGACUCUUUUACGUUGAAUAUAGAAACCUAGCUGCUGCGUCUCCGCUACGUACGUCUUUCUUGGGGCCAGUCCCAUCAUUCGAAAGCCUUCGUUCGUGCCUUGCGUCACGAAGGCUCGCUCGCGCUCCCGCGUUCCUUUGCUUUUUGCCCAACUAUUUCUGGCCACGACCCCUUCGCCCGUCACUACAUUCCUUUGGGCCAGAUCUGGUGGUCACCCGUCACCACCACCACCACCACCCCGCGCGAAAGGGUCUUACUUAUCCCAGCCUCACCUGUCAAUUUUGCUUUUUUCUUUACUCUCUCUCUCUCCCUUUGUUCGUCCAAGCGCUGCGAUUGCGUGGUUCGAUAGGGACGAGAGCAGAUUUCGGAAACGCGAAUAUAGAGAACCACGAUUGCCGCGGCUUUGGUCGCUGCCCAUUGUUACUCUUUUUUAGACACAUCUACCGAGACACGCCCGCCAAGGCAUUUCCAUCUCGUGUAACGACGACACUCUUGGACGGUCAAAACCGCUGAGCGGCAUCGAGCGCAAUGGGCUGGGUCGACAACGCAACUCCCGAGGUCGAGGACCUGUCGCAGUAUCCUACAAUCAUCGCCAUCUGCGUGGUCUUGUCCGUCCUCUCCAUCACAGUCGUCAGUACACGGCUAUGGGUUCGUGCGACAGCUCGCGGCCUGGCCGGUGACGACUGGAUGGCCGCCCUCUCCAUGGUCUUUGCGCUUAUAUACUCGAUCCUUUGCAUCAUCCAGACAAAGUAUGGCCUUGGCUUGCCCGUCAAGGCUCGCCCAAAAGAAAACCUCAUCCCGUACACGCGCGUCAACUUUGCGGGUCGACCAAUCUACCAAAUCGGCAUCAGCUUCUUCAAGAUCGCUUUGUUGAUCAGCUACCUUCGCCUAUUGAAGGGGACGGAUCAAAAAACUUAUCGUCUGAUCGUCUUGACUACAAUUGGAGUCAUCUUGGCUGCUCAUGUCGGAUGUGCCCUUUCUCUCAUAUUUGCCUGUUCCCCGGUGGACAAAUCGUGGAACCCUCUGAAGGCUGGCACUUGUCUGGCACCCGGUCCUUCUUUUACAGGAUACGCCGUCGUCACAAUCGUUUCGGACGUCGUCGUGGCCAUUCUGCCGAUCCCGGUCUUGCUAAAGCUCAACGUGCGUAUGGAGAAGAAGCUGGGCCUCAUUGGUAUAUUCAUGCUGGGCCUCUUCACCACUCUUUGCUCCAUCCUUCGGUACCUUCAGAUCAACCGCAUUCAAUACGGCGAUGGCAACUCAACCAUGCUGGUUCUUUGGGGCACAAUCGAAUUCAACGUCGGCAACAUGGUAUCCUCUCUGCCGUUCCUCGCUCCAGUGUUUAUGAAGAAAGCCCGGGAGUACCGCUCCAAGCACUCCGGCCAAGGAUACGGCUCGUCGCACCGCAUGAGCCGGAGUCGAGGUCUCAAGAAUGGCGAACACUACCAGCUGAGCGACGUAAGCAACGACAAGAGUGUCUUUGCGUCCACGACCAAGUCAGGCAGCGAGGAGAACAUUUUGCAAGACGGGGCAAUCGUAAAGUCUGUCACGUACAGUGUCCAGGUCGACGAAGAGGCAGGGGGCCAGGGAGCCCGUCGCCGCAACGACUCGGGCUCUAAUGUCUAGCGAUUGGAUCUAAGGGACCUUGGAUUUCCAUUUAAUUUUACACGGAUGAACGCUUUUACGGCUAAGGCUGAGGCUUACCCAGAGCUACGCCUACGACGACUCUACUCGGUUUGGCGGCGUACGAAGUACAUAUAUUGUUCAAAAUAGUCACAUUUUUCUUUUAGUUGCGUAUGGCGGCCAGGGGCGCAUCUGUUUCUGCAUAAUUGGAUGCUUGGGACAGGCGACCCUGUACAUAACCACUGCCAAAAGAGAGGUCAAGAGCGCCGUUGUACUUGAGUCACAGAAUAUUGAGGAGGUGAAGCCAUGACGAUGUUUGUUGUUGGUUCGUGUUACGCCAGCCCAUGCUGUAGAACCCGGG
This is a messenger RNA of Purpureocillium takamizusanense, 2161 nucleotides long. RefSeq lists its product as uncharacterized. The transcript is spliced from 3 exons. Lineage: Eukaryota; Fungi; Ascomycota; Sordariomycetes; Hypocreales; Ophiocordycipitaceae. Bases 709 to 1803 code for a protein of 364 amino acids. The record is from RefSeq and is a predicted model, not a curated record.